Molecule: messenger RNA, 1323 nt
Organism: Aspergillus calidoustus
Lineage: Eukaryota; Fungi; Ascomycota; Eurotiomycetes; Eurotiales; Aspergillaceae
Source: the annotation of a GenBank genome assembly
AUGUCGGGCAUUUCUAGAACCGCCAACCUUCUUUUCCGCACGACCAGGACGGCUCUCCUGCGUCCUCGCGCCGUUAACCCCGUCCACUAUGCGCUCUCCAAGGACAGGCAGACUGCCCGCGGGAUGGCCACUGUUUUCGAGCGCACCAAGCCUCACGUGAACAUUGGUACCAUUGGACACGUCGAUCACGGCAAGACCACAUUGACCGCUGCCAUCACCAAGCACCAGGCUUCCAAGGGCCUUGCUACCUUCCUCGAGUAUGGUGCCAUUGAUAAGGCCCCUGAGGAGCGCAAGCGUGGUAUCACCAUCUCAACCGCACACAUCGAGUUCUCCACGGACAACAGACAUUACGCUCACGUCGACUGCCCCGGUCACGCUGAUUACAUUAAGAACAUGAUUACUGGAGCUGCCAGCAUGGAUGGUGCCAUUGUAGUCGUUGCUGCCUCCGAUGGUCAGAUGCCUCAGACUCGUGAGCACUUGUUGCUUGCCCGCCAGGUCGGUGUCCAGAGACUUGUAGUAUUCGUCAACAAGGUUGAUGCCGUUGAUGACCCUGAGAUGUUGGAGCUCGUUGAGCUGGAAAUGCGCGAGCUUCUUGGAACCUACGGUUUCGAGGGCGAGGAGACCCCCAUCAUCUUCGGUUCCGCUCUGUGCGCUCUCGAGGACCGCCGCCCCGACAUCGGUGCCGAGCGUAUCGAUCAGCUGCUCGAAGCCGUCGAUACCUGGAUCCCUACCCCCGAGCGUGACCUGGACAAGCCCUUCCUGAUGUCCAUUGAAGAAGUGUUCUCUAUUGCCGGCCGUGGUACCGUUGCCUCUGGCCGUGUCGAGCGUGGUAUUCUCAAGAAGGAUAGCGAAGUCGAGAUCCUCGGUGGUGGUGGCGCUCCCAUCAAGACCAAGGUCACUGACAUUGAAACCUUCAAGAAGCACUGUGAUGAGUCCCGCGCCGGUGACAGCUCAGGUCUCCUGCUCCGUGGUAUCCGCCGUGAGGAUGUCAAGCGUGGUAUGGUUGUUGCCGCUCCAGGCACUGCCAAGGCCAACAAGAAGUUCAUGGUUUCCAUGUACGUUUUGACCGAGGCUGAGGGUGGUCGCCGCAACGGUUUCGGUGUCAACUACCGUCCCCAAUGCUAUAUUCGCACUGCUGACGAGGCUUGCGAUCUUACUUUCCCCGACGGUGACAACUCCCGCCGCGUCAUGCCCGGUGACAACGUGGAGAUGAUCCUUUCCCUCCUCAACCCUGUCGCUGCUGAGGCUGGUGAGCGUUUCAACAUCCGUGAAGGUGGCCGCACCGUUGCCACUGGUUUGAUCACCCGUGUCGUCGAGGCCUAG